Molecule: messenger RNA, 3781 nt
Organism: Micropterus salmoides (largemouth bass)
Lineage: Eukaryota; Metazoa; Chordata; Actinopteri; Centrarchiformes; Centrarchidae
Product: protocadherin gamma-C5-like
Exons: 1
Coding region: 257-2752 (831 amino acids)
Biological process (GO): homophilic cell-cell adhesion
Cellular component (GO): plasma membrane
Molecular function (GO): calcium ion binding
Source: RefSeq, a predicted model, not a curated record
AUAGGAUACAGGACGGUACAAAGAGAUCUACUCCAUCCCCCAUUCAGCCUCUCCACAGUAACCCUCACAGUGCUCAGAGCUGGAGAGGAGAUGCGCUUAUAUGAAGGCGUCCGGAAUAUAUAUUUAAUUACCAAUUAUCUAAGGAUUUAUUUUAAUUGGAGUGUACAUUCUGGCGAUGGCUUUGAACGCUGGGUUGUGUUGACGAACACCUUGAUGGGAAAAAACGUAUUCUAACGGAUCGGUGAUAACAAAGAGAAUGGGAUACCGAGACUGGAGAUGGCAGGCGCUUUGGUGGCAUUAUUUCUUUCUCUUCUGGAGUACAAUAGACGGACAGACUCGUUACACUAUCCCGGAGGAACUAAAACAGGGCUCUGUGGUUGGAAAUCUAGCCAAAGAUCUGGGUUUGGGACUAUCUGAGAUUUUUGACCGUAAGCUGCGUGUCGCCUCUGAGGCUGGUGAGCAGUAUUUCAGUGUGGAUGCGGGGAAGGGCGAGCUGGUGGUGAAUGACAGAAUAGACAGAGAGGCUUUAUGCGGACAAAGCGCCAGCUGUUUAUUGCCUUUACAGGUUGUAACGGAGAAUCCGCUACAGCUACACCGGAUAGAAGUAGAAAUAAGGGACAUGAACGACAAUUCUCCGAUUUUUAUAACAGAGGAACGAUCCUUAAAAAUAGCAGAAUCUACUGCCACAGGCAUCCGCUUCCCUUUAGACACUGCACAUGAUCAGGACGUCGGUAGUAAUUCAGUUAAAUCUUAUACUCUAAGUAAAAACGAGUGUUUUAGUUUGAAAAUGAAAGAGCUAUCUGGUGACAGACAAGUUCCAGAACUAGUACUAGAAAAAUCACUUGACAGAGAGAAACAAAGUGUCCAUCAGUUAUUACUGACCGCAUUAGACGGAGGCAAUCCUGUUAAAACUGGAACCACUAAAAUCAUAGUUACUGUACUCGACAACAACGACAAUGUCCCUGUUUUCAAAAUGCCGUUGUAUAAUGUAACUGUACGUGAAAAUAGUGUCGCUGGUUCUGUACUUGUAAAAGUUGAAGCAACAGACGCAGACGAGGGUGUUAAUGGAGAGAUUGAAUACGCAUUUGCUGACCACACACCCCUAUCGCUGUUAUCUAUUUUUCAGUUGGAUUCGGGUACAGGUGAGAUAUCCUUAGUAGGACCGUUAGAUUAUGAAAGAACUGCAGUACAUGAAAUACGUAUUACUGCAAAAGAUAAAGGAGUUCCUGAGAUGGAGGGCCACUGUCGUGUGCAAGUAGUAGUGAUAGACAUUAAUGACAAUUCCCCAGAAAUAGUUCUCACUUCAAAACCAAACCCGGUGCGUGAGGAUGCACCAAGAGGCACAGUUGUCGCCUUAAUCAGUGCACGAGACCUUGAUUCCAGUAAUAACGGCAAGGUGACGUUAAAACUCGGAAAGGGUUUACCCUUCAGUUUAAAACCAUCAUUUUCUAAUAACUACGCACUGGUUACGAAUGGUUUAUUAGACCGAGAAAGUUUCUCAGAGUAUAAUAUUGAGGUAACAGCCACUGAUUCAGGCUCUCCUCCUCUCUCUAGUAAGAAAAUUAUACCUGUCAGCAUCACUGAUGUGAAUGACAACCCUCCUGUCUUCACUCAGCCCUCCUAUAAUGUAUAUUUAAAAGAGAACGGGGUACCAGGGUCUAUACUGUACUCAGUAUCAGCAUCUGACCUGGAUUUUGGUGAAAACGCCAAAAUCUCUUACUCUAUACUGGACUCUAAAGUGCAGGACGUGUCUGUCUCAUCUUAUGUUUACAUUAACUCAGAUAACGGCAGCAUCUACAGCAUGCACUCGUUUGACUAUGAGAAACUGAAGGUGUUUCAGAUUCAGGUUCAGGCAAAGGACCAGGGCUCUCCGUCUCUCAGCAGCAACGCCACCGUCCAUGUUUUUAUCCUGGACCAGAACGACAAUGCCCCCGCUGUUAUUUACCCCUCCUCCGCUGCCCUGGGCUCCCUCUCUCACCAGAGGAUGCCCCGCUCCGCUAAAGCGGGUCACCUGGUCACAAAGGUGACGGCUGUGGACGCUGACUCGGGCCAUAACGCCUGGAUCUCCUACAGACUGGCGGAGGCCACAGACGCCUCUCUGUUCACUGUCAAUCUGUACACAGGGGAGGUGAGGACUAAACGCGCUGCGUCCGAGCAGGACGACUCCUCUCAGAGGCUGCUUAUAGAGAUCAAGGACGACGGGGAACCGGUCCAGUCCUCCACCGUCACGGUGUCCAUCCUGCUGGAGGACGGCCUCCAUGAGCCCAUCUUAGACCUCCGACAGAAAGCGGCCGAGCCCAGCAAGAAAACUGGGAGAAUCACCCUUUAUCUGAUUCUCUCUCUGGCCUCGGUGUCCGUGCUGUCUCUGCUGACUUUUCUCAUCUUAGCGGUUAAAUGCAUCAGGAACAGCAGAAGCAGCGGUAGUUGCUGCACGAGACGGAGCGACUGUGAUGAUUACAAGAACCCCAACAGAAACCUGCAGAUACAACUCAAUACUGACGGACCUAUAAAAUACGUGGAGGUCCUGGGAGGAGACAUGUUGUCUCAGAGUCAGUCCUUCAGGUCCUGUAUGUCUCCGAUGUCAGAGUACAGUGAUUUCACUUUGAUUAAACCCAGCAGCACCACUGACUUUAAGGAGGUGAUCAGUGUUCUGGAUGCGUCUUUACCCGACAGCACCUGGACCUUUGAGAGCCAGCAGGUGAGCAGAAAACAACAGAACUGCUUUACACAUUUCCAGUCAUUAUUGGCAUAAUGCAUUUAGUUUUUAAUCGUUAAAACUGUGUUGAUUAUUGAGUAUGGACGUAUGGUGUUUGGUCUUAAUUUAAAGAUGUUUCUAUUGGCAGUUUCAGAUGUAUGAUUUGAUCAUAGCAUAAAUAAACAAUAAUUGUAUUCAAAAUUAGGCUCAAUUCAUGAAAUUAUGAUGCCUAUCUUUUAAUAAUGGCCAGUAUCCCCAUUUAAACUCCUGAUGCAAUAAGCGUUUAAAAAACGCUGGUGCAUUCAUUUUUUAAAUGUUGUGUUAUCGAGAAAUUUCAGUUUUUGGAAUACAGUUUUCCAAAGGAGGAAUACUGAAUAACAGUUUUUAACUAUCACAUUUUAUCUAAUUAAAGUUUGCACAUAAGGAAUUUCCAUUCUAUAAUUAGACCUCACUCCCCUAUUAUAACAUGUCUUAAAUAUUAGUGAAGGAAAUGUUUGACAACGUAUUUUACCAACAUUUGAAUAGUUUAAUAAUUAGCUAUCAGUAUUAAUUGAAUAACACCCAUAGUCAGGAUUCGUUAUGGCAGCAGCAGUAAAUUAAAAUAUGAUGCCCAGUGGAUUUUCGGUUCUGGAAUAUAAGUCCUCCUUUUUUUUAUUUUCCGUGUGCUCCAUAAAAAUGUUAUUCUAUACAAAGAGAAUUAUCACACAAAUCUGACUUACCUUUAUGUCAUGUUUUUAAAACGUAAUGCCAGGGAGGGGGGAGUAGCAGCCUCAACGUCACUGUUAGCUCUUUGUGAUUGGAUAGUAAAGAUGGAUGCUGUGAACCAAUAGGAUACAGGACUGUACAAAGGGAUCUACUCCAUCCCCCAUUCAGCCUCUCCACAGUAACCCUCACAGUGCUCAGAGCUGGAGAGGAGAUGUGUCAUCCGAAGGUGUCUGGAAUUGAAGCUUUUGUUUUUACCAAUUUUACAAGGAUUUAUUCAAAACAGAAUGCCCAUUGUGGCGGUGGAAUUAAUGUUGAGCUGGUUAUGUGACAAUUCCUCGAUGGGAAAAAACGUAUUCUAACGGAUCGGGAUAACAAAGAGAA